Helianthus annuus (common sunflower) is the source of this 2267-nucleotide messenger RNA. Its product is annotated as DEAD-box ATP-dependent RNA helicase 39. The record is from RefSeq and is a predicted model, not a curated record. The transcript is spliced from 9 exons. Gene Ontology annotation, molecular function: ATP binding; nucleic acid binding; RNA helicase activity. NCBI's taxonomy places the organism in Eukaryota, Viridiplantae, Streptophyta, Magnoliopsida, Asterales, Asteraceae. The coding region runs from base 174 to 2108 and encodes 644 amino acids.
GCCACAAGAGGUAGUAUAUUGAACCCAAAACAAUAAAAACCGGUCCACGUGAGUUUCCGUCUUGAAUGAACCCAGAACAAUAAAAACCGAACCUUGGUCCACUGUCGUACGCUAUCCGUUUAUGGAUUAAACCCACUCACUACCACCACCACUCUGCAACCCUUUCCGGCGAAAUGGCAACCUCCACAAGAAUCCUAACCCUCUCAUUAUCAUCUUCAACCACCACCCCCACCACCACCCGUUUCUCAGUCUCUCUCAUCACUUCCCCCAAAUUCCACCCUCCUCAUAGGCUUAAUCAACCGUUUACACCCCUCAGGGUGUAUCAACACUUUAGACCCCUCACCACCACCGCCGUCACCGAAGAACCAUCGUUAGAAUCUUCAAAACACUCAAUUCUUCUCGAACGUCUCAGAAUCAGACACCUGAAAGAUUAUUCAGCAGCAGGCAACAACAGUAACAUAAUAAAAAAGCAACAACUGGAGGGUGAGGGUGGUGAGAUUGAGAAUAAGAAGAAGGUGGUUUUAGGGUUUAAUGAGUUGGGGUUGAGUGAAGAGGUGUUAGGGGCUUUAGGGGAAAUGGGGAUUACAGUGCCUACUGAGAUUCAGUGUUUGGGGAUACCUCAAGUGCUUGAUGAGAAGAGUGUGGUGUUGGGCUCUCAUACUGGCUCUGGGAAGACUCUUGCUUACUUGUUGCCUCUUGUUCAGUUGUUGAGGCAAGACGAAGCAUUGAAUGGCAUGGUGAUGAAGCCCAGGCGUCCACGUGCUGUUAUCCUUUGCCCAACACGGGAAUUAUGUGAACAGGUAUUCGGUGUUGCAAAGUCAAUUAGUCACCAUGCGCGGUUUAGGUCAACCAUGGUUAGUGGUGGCGGUCGUCUAAGACCCCAAGAGGAUGCACUGAAUUCACCCAUUGACAUGGUGGUGGGGACACCUGGCAGGGUUCUUCAACAUAUCCAAGAGGGGAACUUGGUGUAUGGUGAUAUCAAAUAUCUGGUGUUGGAUGAGGCAGACACCAUGUUCGAUCGAGGGUUUGGUCCAGAUAUUCGCAAGUUUCUUGGCCCGUUGAAAAACCGUGCACAAAAAGCCGAUGGUCUAGAUUUUCAAACUGUUUUGGUGUCUGCUACAAUGACAAAUGCCGUACAAAAGCUAGUCGAUGAGGAGUUUCAAGGUAUUGAACAUCUUCGCACUUCAACUCUGCAUAAAAAGGUUGCUUCUGCGCGCCAUGAUUUUAUAAAGCUUUCUGGUUCAGAAAACAAGUUGGAAGCAUUACUACAGGUUCUUGAGCCAAGUUUAGCAAAGGGAAACAGAGUGAUGGUGUUUUGUAAUACGUUGAAUUCUAGCCGUGCGGUGGACCAUUUUCUUAGUGAAAACCAACUGGCUACUGUUAACUAUCACGGCGAGGUGCCCGCAGUUGAAAGGGUUGAAAACCUCAAAAAAUUCAAAAGUAAUGAUGGAGAUUGCCCCACUCUCGUUUGUACUGACCUCGCAGCUCGGGGUUUGGACUUGGAUGUUGAUCAUGUUAUUAUGUUUGAUUUUCCGUUAAACUCUAUUGACUAUCUUCAUCGGACUGGAAGAACUGCCCGCAUGGGUGCAAAAGGAAAGGUGACGAGUCUAAUUACGAAAAAGGAUCUCACUUUAGCAAACCGUGUUGAGGAAGCGAUGAGGAAAAACGAAAGCUUAGAGUCUCUAACCGUAAACAACUUUCAAGGAGACGGUGGCAGGCCAAAACUUCAAGACCAUAAAGCAAAAGGUAAGCUGCCGGUCAAAGUCAAAGUCAAAGUCAAAGUGUCCGAUCAGAAAAACAACAAAAGUCUUUCGGCUGCAAAAUCAUCCACCAAAAGAAGCACGUCGGGGCCUAAGUCUAGUAAAGUAGUCGCCUUUUCCAAAUCGCCAACCAAAAGAAGCUCAUCAGGACCGAAAUCCGAUAAAGCAGUUGACUUUUCGAAAGUCAAGAAAACGACAAGUAAAGUUUCUACCAAACCGUUGGCGAAAAUUGGCGGGUCAACUCGCACGGUCAGCCAAAAAACUGCUGUUGUGAAAUCACCGUUGAAGCUAAAUGUUGUCGGGUUUAGGGGGCGCAGCUCUGCUUCAGGUUCAGUUAGAGCUAGUUAAAUUAAAAGAAUUGUUGAUAAACAGUUUAUAAAAAAAGUAAAAAAAAAAACUGUUAUUUCAGUUGAUAGAAAUUGAAACUGCCCUUUUAGUUAUAUUCAGUUAUCACUUUACGAGACGUGUGUCCGGAUAUCUUUGGCUAUCCAUUAUCAGUUUAUCGUA